UUUACUUUGCUCACAGUCUCUCUCUCUCUCUCUCUCUCUCUCUCUCUCUCUCUCUCUCUCUCUGUCUCUCUCUUCUCUGUGCGAUCCAGUUGAAUGGGUGAAAAGCAAAGGAGAGAGAGAGAGAGGGAGAGAGAGAGGGAGCUUGUAUGAGGCAGUAGUCAAUCACUCAGCAUAGGCAGCUGGAGAGAGAGAGGGAGAGAGAGAAAGAGAGAGAGAGUGAGAGAGAGUGAGUGUGUGUGUGUGUAAGAGAUUGGAGAAGCAGCCAGUCGUUCGUCCCUCACUCCACGCUCUAAGUUUAUAGGCAGCCAGGCAGAUUUUCUUGGCUUAGAUGCGGCGCUCAUGACAGGAUUAGGAGCCAGGGACGCAGGACCAACCGGAGAUCUGCAGGUCCUAGUGGAUGAGCCCGAGCCAGAUUCUCUCCCUGCACAGCUGUGACCGGCCUCCUGUGUCCUGUCACACCAAUCAUCCAACGACAGUCUUCCAAGGUUGACCUGGUUACCAAGAGGCCUCUAUUCCUAUCCCAUCAUGCGUCUCCUCACCACCCUCUUCCUCCUGCUGCUGCUCCUGCGGACAGCUGAGCCCCGGAGAGGCCCUCGGUCAGGGGCUGUGGAGAGGGGUGCUAGAGGCCGUGUACGGGGCAGAGGCAGGGCUGGAGUGAUGAGACGUCAAACUCAGGAGUGUAAGGAAUACAUGGAGGCAGGAGAGAAGUACCUGGACUGCCAGGACAGGCAGCUGACCGCCGUGAUGCAGGACUGGCCCAAAGAUAUUCACCAUCUGCUGUUGGCAAGAAAUAAGAUUCAGGUUUUGAGGGACAACAUGUUCUCCCAGUUCACCCAGCUGAAGAGCCUGGACCUCCAGCAGAACGACAUCUCCAUGGUAGAGGAUGGAGCGUUCAGCGGCCUCUCGCAGCUCACCACCCUACUCCUCCAGCACAACGGACUGAAAACAGCUUCCGAGGAGAUCCUGCUCCCUCUGUCCCGCCUUACCUACCUCCGUGUCUAUGACAAUCCCUGGAGCUGCCACUGCUCAUUGGAUAGCCUGGUCAGGGCCCUGCAGGUGCCUAGCAACCGCAACCUGGGCAACUACGCCAAGUGUGCGGAGCCCCAGUCGCUGAGGGGCCAGAAGCUGAAGAAGCUGAAUGUGGACUUGUUGUGUGCGAAUGACAACCAGGUGGACAGGAGGCCGGGGGUCGAAGAGGGAGGGCAACCGAGGCCUCCACCAUUCAAAGUGAAGCCAGAGGCCACGUCCAUGUGCCACACCUACAUGUUCCCCAAACCUCUGCUGGACUGCAGCAACAAAGAUCUGAAUAACAUCCCAUCUGACCUGCCAUCUGACAUAGUGAAGAUGGAUCUGUCCAGUAACAGCAUCAAACAUCUCAGGCCCAAACAGUUCCUGCUGUCCAAAGACCUCAAGCUGCUCAACCUCAGCAGCAACAGCCUGCACCAUAUAGACACAGCUGCAUUUGCAGGCCUGCUGUACCUCCGUGAGCUCGACCUGUCCAACAACAGCCUCCAUUACUUCCAGUACGGUGUGCUGGAGGACCUCUACUUCCUACGGAAGCUUUCGCUAGAGAACAACCCCUGGAUCUGCGACUACAACAUCCACUACCUGAUCUACUGGCUCAAGCACCACCCUGGCGUCUUCUACACUGGCCUGAUCUGCUCCGAGCCGCAGGAGUUCAAGGGCUGGCGCGUCGAGGAUUACGUCAAGACCUACAACGGGGAAUGUCCCAUGGAUAAACAAACUGGAGGGAUGGAUACGGGACAGGGAGGACAAGGGGGGACGGACAAUGAUGCACAGGAGGUGGUGGGGGAGACGAGCGAGAGGCAGAGUGAGCGUCUGCCUCGGCCUCUGAAAGAGAAGAAGCCCAACAGGUUUGAGAUCAUCAGGCUGAGUUAGAAUGGAGGUGGAUCAGCGGACUGGUGUGGUUUAGUUUGGAGUGAGUGAGUCUGUGGACAGGCUAAAGAAUGGAUUAAUAAAGGUAGACUCAAUGAUUUGAUUUGACAUGUAAAAGUACAAUUCUGGAAUAAAAUCCAUUAUUUGUGCUUAAUAUGUCUUUUAGUAAUUAACAUUUAUAAUUAGACAUUCAGAUUUUCUUAAAAGGUUAAUUGCAAUGUCAUUGCUAAGUUUACCUUUAAACAAAGAUUUAGGAGAUGCAAUCUGAGUUUUUUUUCUCCAUCUUUUUAGCAGAACAUUCCCAGACCAGUCUGUAUCAGAUAUAAUAACCCCAAAAACGUCUCUUAGAAUUUUCCACAUCAUAAACUGCAGGUGCUCUCUUAUUUCUGUUGAGUAAUUUUGAUACUGAGUUCAGGAUAUACUUUUUUUUUUUAAGUAGUCUUUUUUGUACUAAUUAAUGUCUGACAAUGUCUACCUGUUUUCUGGAAAUAAAAUUGGGUUUAUUUUUUCUGAAAA
Dicentrarchus labrax (European seabass) is the source of this 2412-nucleotide messenger RNA. RefSeq names its product leucine rich repeat containing 17 (gene lrrc17). Gene Ontology annotation, cellular component: plasma membrane. The transcript is spliced from 5 exons. The record is from RefSeq and is a predicted model, not a curated record. Bases 526 to 1899 code for a protein of 457 amino acids. Lineage: Eukaryota; Metazoa; Chordata; Actinopteri; Moronidae. Gene Ontology annotation, molecular function: protein binding.